AUCUAAAAGAUGUUGACAUGGGAACUAUCCUCGAAAUUUUAACUGAGGGCGAUGUUUUUCUCUUAGAGGAGCUUUCUUCCCAAGUAGUACAAUACCUAUAUUCUGAUAUUGAUAGGUUCAUAGGAAAAGAUAUGGUGACAUUGGUUGAAUUUAUAAUUGAUCACAAUAUAUUCAAACAAAAGUUUGAAUCUUUAUUUUAUGAUAUUGUUAAAGAUAUCAAGAUAUUAGUGUUUGAUACAAAUGAAAUGUUUAAUAUUGAAACUCUGGAAUAUCUAAUACGAUAUGAUAAACUUGGUAUAACAGAGAAUUUACUAUGGAAAGAACACGAAACGAUAAACAAAGAUAUUUUAGAGGAUGUUCUUAGAAGUAAAUUAAAUCCUUCUUGGUAUAUACCAAAAUAUGGUACUCUAAAAACAAUCUUUUCAUAUAUAUUUCAUAUCAAACAGAUCUUUGUUAGGAUUAAAAUAUUCAAAAAGAUGUCUGGAAAAGACCUUUAUAACUUCUGUGAAGAGAAGAAAUCAUUAUUGAUUUUAGGAAGGAAAAGAUUGUCUUCGUAUAUAGUCGGGUGGCAUAAUGAUAAUUUAUGGGAUAGAGGAAUAGUUAAUACAACAAAUAGUUUUAUAUUUCAUAUAGAUAUGUAUGAUGGUGUUAAAGUUGCAACACCGAAAGAAAAUAACAAUAAUUGUAGAAUUAAUACCGACUAUGGACCUACGUUUGGGUCGGGUGAUUUACGUAUAGAUGGAUAUAACUGGACAUAUGAAAUCAAUUCAUACAAUUCAGAUUUUACAAGUGGUACUCAUGAGAUGGAAUUCGUUGAAGUUUAUCAGAUUAAGAAAACGAACAAGUUUAUUUGA
Messenger RNA from Racocetra persica, 854 nucleotides. The record is from the annotation of a GenBank genome assembly. Lineage: Eukaryota; Fungi; Glomeromycota; Glomeromycetes; Diversisporales; Gigasporaceae.